GAUGCAAAGGAGGAAGCAUGGUAAAGGCCGCGUCUUUCCAGGAUCCAUGGGCUCUUUGAGAGAUGAUCAGAGGGAGGCCAGAUGAUCUGCACAACACGCACGCCACUGUUUCUCGUCCGCAAAGGCAGCAUCGGAGUGUUCUCCCCAGCCCCGUGCCCCCUGGCUUGCCUGAUCGCUUCCGGAUGUUUCGCAGCUGUGAGUGGGAGAUCCUGGAGCGAUCCCUCAGCAUCCUCCAGGCCAGCGACUUCUACUGGGGCCCCUUGUCGGUGGGGGAGGCUCACGCCAAGCUCCAGCGGGAGCCCGUCGGCACCUACUUGGUGCGGGACAGCUCGCAGGGGAACUGCUUGUUCAGCCUGAGCGUGCGGAUGCCAACGGGGCCCGUCAGCCUUCGCAUCUCUUUCCAGGAGGGCUAUUUCCGCCUGAAGAACUGGUUUUCGGACUGCGUGGUCCGGCUGCUGGAGCUGGUGGUGGCAGGGACCCGGAACAAUCCUUUGCACUUUGAUGAGAUGGGGGGAAUCCCCCUGGUCUUCUCCGAACCCCUGUGCCGGAGCCGCCGGGCAGUGCCCACGCUGCGAGAACUGUGCUGCCGGAGCCUGCCCGCUGGCACCGUGCCAGGGGACNGAGCAGGGCUUGGGGGGUCCUUGGGGAUGCGCCCGAGGGAGGAGGUGGUCUCACCCCCGGGCGGAAGGGGAGAGUCAGAGGGGAGCAUCGUCCCCAGCCCCUCUCAGUCCUGGGCUGGGAGAUGA
Opisthocomus hoazin is the source of this 746-nucleotide messenger RNA. The record is from RefSeq and is a predicted model, not a curated record. NCBI's taxonomy places the organism in Eukaryota, Metazoa, Chordata, Aves, Opisthocomiformes, Opisthocomidae.